ACUGUUCUGUUUUCAGUGCUGUACACAGACUUAUAAAGGAGACUGAGUGUCAUAGUGUGGCAGGUUCGUGAUGGCGCUUCUUCAUGUUGCUGUGUCUGUGCUCACUCUUCUGUCUGUGGGACAUUCAGCUCCUAUAACAGACUGUGAGAGUUUGACUAAACCUGUAGGGAUACAGGGAAGAGAGCAGCUGCUGGGCAGGUGGACAUACAUAGCUGAGAGCUCAGAUGUGGAUGGAUCCAACGUCCUGACAAAACAAUUUGUGGACACGAUUUGGGGGAAGAUAACAGCUUCUGAGAAAAGUGAUGUCCUCCAUCUUUAUCAAGUGCAAAAAAUCUUUGACCAAUGCUUCGCAAUGAAAGCAAAUCUGACGUUAGCAAACAACACUAUCUCCAUGACAACACCAUUCAAUUCUUCGGACAUCCUGUUAAACACUGGCUGCACUGACUGCCUUGUGUUCUUGUCAAGACACAACAUUGGAGGAAGCCCUCAUCUUGGUCUACAGCUCCUUAGCAAAAGAAAAAUUGUUUCUGCCAAUGAGCUGCAAGAAUUUAAAAAACAGGCAUCUUGCCUAAAUUUAACAUCACCUGUUGUCUUUGAUCCAGAAAAAGGUUUUUGCCCUGAUGAGUCUUCCUCUCAGAAUCCAGAGGCCUUUGAUCUGAACACUCUCAUUGCAAGCAUGGAUUCUGGUGACACAGAUGUUUUGGAGAGAUUUUUUGAAAAGAUUCUGAAUCCUGAGUCUUUAAUGAAGAUGUUUGUCCGUAUUAUGACAAAUACAAGUGAGUGGGUAAGCGAAAUGGAAAACUGGCAGUAGUAGUACUGAAAAUCUGAAGACAGACCCCGAGUGGCCAAACUCGGUGGUUCUCUGAGUCCAAAGAAUUGUUAUUUAAAGUAUUUCCUACUUUGUGAUAUAUGUAAGAUUUCAACUUGAAAAUCAUAAAAUAAAUGAAAUAUCGAUUGUUA
Molecule: messenger RNA, 960 nt
Organism: Cynoglossus semilaevis (tongue sole)
Lineage: Eukaryota; Metazoa; Chordata; Actinopteri; Pleuronectiformes; Cynoglossidae
Exons: 6
Coding region: 71-811 (246 amino acids)
Source: RefSeq, a predicted model, not a curated record